AUGAUACACUUUAUAGAUAGAACAUCUCGGACCUCUAAAUCUUGCUAUAACAGGAGGAUUCCCGGUUGCAAUAACAAAGUUAGCAAUCAAGAUGAUCUUAGCCAUCGAGCUCUAAGAUUUGGUUUCUUCGACCUCUCCCCAAGUUGGGUUAAUGACAUAGUUGCAGGAAAUAAGCCUCUCGAGGGAGGUUCUAUAUCUCCCCCAUGUCCUAAUAAGGAGGAUAAAUCAAUUGGUUUGAAUCUCAGUCUCAGCCCACUUCACCAUGACUACAACCCAGAUAGAAUCUUGUUGGAGGGAGAAGUUGGUUACACAUACUGCAUUGGUACUCCCAUUGGUGUGUCCAUGGACAACACCCGCCUUGCUAUUGCUGCCAUUGGCAAGCUCAUGUUUGCCCAGUUUUCAGAGCUGGUCAACGACUUCUACAACAAUGGCCUGCCAUCAAACUUGUCCGGUGGGUGCAAUCCAAGCUUGGAUUAUGGCUUCAAGGGGGCUGAGAUCGCCAUGGCCUCAUACUGCUCAGAGCUACAGUUCUUGGGCAACCCAGUGACAAACCAUGUUCAGAGUGCCGAGCAGCACAACCAGGACGUAAACUCGCUUGGUCUCAUCUCCUCCAGGAAGACUGCCGAGGCCAUUGAGAUUCUCAAGCUCAUCUGCGUGAUGACAAUGGCCAAGAAAACUCUCAGCACCAAUUCCACAGGUGGUCUUCAUGUCGCUCGCUUCUGUGAGAAAGAUCUUCUCCAGGAGAUCGACCGUGAGGCGGUCUUUGCAUAUGCUGAUGACUCAUGCAGCGCCAACUAUCCACUGAUGAAGAAACUGCGUGGCGUGCUCGUCGAGCGUGCCCUUUCCAACGGCAUGGACGAGUUCAAUGUGGAGACCUCUGUGUUUGGCAAGGUUGCCCAAUUUGAGGAGGAGCUUCGAGAGGCGCUGCCAAUGGCGGUCGAGACUGCACUUGCUGCUGUGGAGAGUGGCACAGCUCCAACGCCAAACAGGAUCACUGAGUGCCGUUCAUACCCUCUGUACCGGUUUGUGCGUGAGGAGCUCGGAACAGUAUACCUAACCGGUGAGAAGACCAGAUCUCCCGGCGAGGAGCUGAACAAGGUGCUCGUGGCUAUCAACCAAGGCAAGCACAUUGACCCACUGCUCGAGUGCCUCAAGGAAUGGGACGGCAAGCCCCUGCCCAUAUGCUAA
Lolium rigidum is the source of this 1188-nucleotide messenger RNA. RefSeq names its product phenylalanine ammonia-lyase-like. The transcript is spliced from 2 exons. The record is from RefSeq and is a predicted model, not a curated record. NCBI's taxonomy places the organism in Eukaryota, Viridiplantae, Streptophyta, Magnoliopsida, Poales, Poaceae. Bases 1 to 1188 code for a protein of 395 amino acids. Gene Ontology annotation, molecular function: ammonia-lyase activity.